Molecule: messenger RNA, 13133 nt
Organism: Coregonus sp. 'balchen'
Lineage: Eukaryota; Metazoa; Chordata; Actinopteri; Salmoniformes; Salmonidae
Source: the annotation of a GenBank genome assembly
AACAGAGGUGGGUUUGCACGGUCUUGACUGUUGGCGCGGUUAGGAAACCAAGGAAACAAUAACACCUAGAGAAACUAACAGGUGAGUUGUUGCAUGUUGUGUAUCUUGGUAGCUAGCUUUAUAAUCAUAAGACAUUACAACAAUGAAAUGUGAAUGUAUGUUUACGAGUGAUAGCUUGUGGUUUAACUGGGGCCAUAGCUGGCUAACUGUUCACUAUCUACUCUGCAGCUAGCUAACAUUAGCAAGCAAGCAAGCUGUCAUGGCUAGCGACUAGUAGUAACGUUGGAUGGCAUCUCAUCUGAACUGAAGCUUGUAACCAAAGGCUAUCUGUGUUGUAACGUUAACGUAGCCAGCUACCACCAGCCUGUGUACUCUACAAUGUGCUGCUAGCCAAGGUUGAUGUAUUUUAUUUAGCUAACUAGCUAGUUAUUAUUAGCCAGUUAGCCCACUUGCAAGUUAAUUAGCUAUAAGCUAGCUACAUCAGUAACAUUAAAAAAGUCACAGAAUUUCGGAUAUCUUCACAAUAAAAGUCCCAAGGUAAUAGUAGAAAGGUGACAAUAACCUGUAGUCAUGAUAUAUAUGAAAAAUAAUUGUGUACACAUUAACAAUGAUUCAUAUUUGUUCAUAUUUAAGUGACAUUUGCAUUACAUUUGGGUUUUAAAACAUGUUCAAAGGUCAAUUAAAUGCCCCCAAUGCGAAUCACUGUAUAUUGAAUACAUAUAGGCUUUUAGAGCAAAAACUAUUCAGGGUGCCGCAGUAAAAGUAUUGUAGGGAAUACUCCGUAGGGUCUGUAGAAUGUAUAUAUGGUGUCAUUUCAUGGUGCUCUGAAUAAUACGGAGUGUUACUGAACUUUUACUCCAACCAUUCCAUUGGCCACAAUGCAAAUCACUGUAAAUGGAAUACAUAUUGGCUUAUAGAGCAAAAACUAUUUUGGGUGCCGAUCUAAAAGUAGGGUGGGGAGUAUUCAGUAGGGUCUGUAGAAUCUAUAUAUUCUCUAUAAGCCAAUAUGUUGUCUACUACGCCCGUUACCAUUAAUGUAAUGGGCGUAGUAAAAGGCCAGCAACACUCCGUAUUACUCAGAGCCCCAUGAAAUGACACCAUAUAUAGAUUCUACAAACCCUACUAAGUACUCCACACCCACUUUUACAUCGGCACAAAUAUUAGUUUUUUUCCUGUACAGUGCUAUAUUUGUACUGUAGAGUGUCCAGGCACCCCAUUCUUAAGCUGUUUAACCACAGUAAAGUCCAGCAACACUUCCUAUGACCUAGCUGUUUGUUCAAACUCAUCUGAUUUGUAUUCUACUGACUCUAGUGAGUAGACUGGACCCUGGUUUUAUGGAUACACAAUCAAUCGUUUUUCCUGUACAGUGCAAUUUGUUUGUGCAAUACAACACAAAUACAGUGACUUUUAUUAAACAUUACAUUUCAAAAUUUUAUCCUUGAACAAUAGCACCAGUAAAUAAACAAGAAUCAUACAAUCAAAAUAAUGAUUUAUUUAACAUUUAAUUGUGUAUUUUUUACCAGUAGGCUAUUGUUCUUGACAUUCAUUUACUUAAGCUCCAACCAUUUCUCAAUGUGCUCCACCUUAUAAUAUUCUUUAUCUUAUAAAGUUGUUAUAUAAAGUAGUAAUUCUCUUUUAGUGCUACAUACAUUUUAAUAAUAUAAUAUGCCAUUUUCCUUGCAAGCCAGAAUGUUGAAUAAAAUCACAUGUAAACUUACUCUACCGGUUGUCUGUGUGGGUUGUCCUUCAACUGCUCGAAAUCUCAGACAACAUUUCCACAGGAAAGUAUUGUUAAACCAACUUUUUAGAGAGCCGGUAUAUGGUUCAGUUAGUUUUAUAUUGGAUAUUCUGUUCUCUCUCACCAAUAACUAUUGAACUAAGCAUUCCAUGACAAUGAAAAUGGUAUAUUCUGAAUCAAGGGGAGGAUGGAGAACAAUCCACACCUUUUUUGAAGAUUGAAAUCCGAAUAAAACAUUUUUUUUAAAUUGAAAAAUUCACACAAAGAAAGUGUAAAUUGUUCUCCACCCUCCCCUCAUUCAGAAUAUCAUUGUCAUGGCUAGCCCAAUAUUGGACUAAAGAAGCCUAACAUUACUCCUUAGUCCAAGGACCUUACAUGUUCUGUUUAAAGGGCGAAUUGGCUCUGGAAGCCAAAACAGCCAACUACUCCACCUAAAAGUGAAUUUAUUAUAAAUUGCAGUACGGUUCUAGAAACAUAAAUCCCUCUGCUUUCAUAUCACAUCAAAAUAAUUUCACAAACGCAAAAUACACACUUCCUGUACACGGUUAUAACACACUUGCAGCCGACAGUAUUUUUCAGUGACAACACGUUUGUUGCGUCUAUCUUCCGUUUACACACAGGUGUUCUGAGACGCAGAUAGCUAAUUAGUACAGGUAGUCAGUCCACUCUGUCUUCCGUCUGGUUUCCAUAAAGCGCUGUAACAUGGAAAUAUGGCCAUGUGGGAACACUAACCCUAUAAAAGGUGUGUAUCAAUUUAACCUUUUAGUGUUUUGAAAAUAAUUUCUCGCUGAUAUGAAAGAUAAGGUCCUUAUGCUUCCAAAACCGUACCGCAAGAGAUUGCGUGUUAAUGUUCAGACCGAGCGUUGCGGCUCUUAACAGAACUCCCCCCUACAGAAGACGCCUUCGUCCAAUGACUCUUACAGUAUGUGUAAUAUAAUGGAACUGAGAGUCAUGAACAAGGGCUAUGUCAUGGUAUGCUUGAUUCAAUAGCUAUUGAGGAGCGAACCAAAUAUCCAAUAUAAAAACUUUACCUCUGUGCUGAACCGAACCAUAUACCUACCAGCUCUCUAAAAAGUUGAGUAAACAAUACUUUCCUGUGGAUAAUUUGUCUAAAAUUUCAAGCAGCUGAAGGACAAACCGCACAGACAACAGGUAGAUUAAGUUUAAAUGUAAUUUUACUCAACAUUCUGGUUUGCCUAAACCUAAGGAUUUAUGUAGCUAGUUUCAUUAAAUAAAAUGUAUUAAUAUUAUCUAUGAUAUUAAAUAAAUAAACAUUUAAGCCACAAUUUGAUGCAGACAAGUUCCUAAACCUCCAUAUUGCAUCCUUUAAGUUAACUCUGUUUUUUCUGCCACUAGAUUGGAAAUGUUGGACACUGUCCAAAUUCGGCGCAGAGGUGCCCAAGACUUCGAGGCAUAUUAUGAUAAUGCAUGCGCUAUGCAGGACUCAGUCCCAUUGCCAGCAGUCAAGGCAAACCUGAGUCAAGGGAUGCUUGACUUUAAUGGGGAUCGGCUCAAACUGACAGAUUGGACACCCAUACUCAACACUCUGACCAUCAAUAAACAGCUACAACAUGUUGCAGUCAGAAGCUGCUACCAAAUCGGUCUCAGCAUUGGAGAGCCUGGUAAACAUCAAGUAGGCUAAACAACUUGAAACUUGAAGUAGGAUCCCUUUGCUUUAUAACCUGUCCUUAUUCCUUGUACGGUCUCUGUUUUCCUCUCUUUACCCAUCUCAGACAAGUACAGGUCGGCCAAUAGGAAGAAGAUUCCAGCCAUCCGCUCCAAGGAGAUGACGUUCAAACUGUGUAAAGCACUCAGAGAGUGUCUGACCGCUUCACCAAACCUCAAGACCCUCCAACUCCAUGGUCUUCCAUUUAGAGAGAGAGACCUUAUCACUCUUACCAAGGUAGCAAGUUGCAGAGGCACAUUCACCUGAACCAACUUAAGGUUCUGCAGGGCACCCACUAAUACUAGUUUGUUGUUACUCCAGGGUUUAGCCAAAAGUGUCUCUUUGGAAAAUCUCUCCUUGGCUCACUGUCCUAUAGCAGACGAGGGGUUAGAAGGUGAGUAAGACGAAGGACUGGGAAAAGGAGAAAAUGUCUUCUUGUGUGCAAGUUAUGACCACAUUAUCUGUUUUGUCUGAUUUUGUGUUUUCUAAUGUUCAGCUAUCUGCCAGAGUGUGAAGUACUCUCCAUCUAUAAAGACAGUGGAUUUCACAGGCUGCAAUUUGACCUGGAGAGGAGCAGAGCAUAUGGCCAACAUCAUCAAGGUACUGGACCUCUGUUAUGAGCUUGCUCUCACCAACCCUUUCUUUGCAAUUAUUUAUACAUACACUAGAUGACAGAUAGGGGGCGCUGUGUUGAAGCCACUGUGCCUCCAUCUUGGCACUCCCCACUGUUGUAAAAAGUAUUUUGGCUGUAGAAAUGCAUUUAUUAAUGUCUACAUUACUUUUUGCCACGUUUGUUCUAUUAGACACCUUAAUGGGUCUUCUCCCGAGUGGCGCAGUGGUCUACGGCACUGCAUCGCAGUGCUAGCUGUGCCACUAGAGACCCUGGAUCGAAUCCAGGCUCUGUCGUAGCCGGCCGCGACCGGGAGACCCAGGGUGCGGCGCACAAUUGGCCCAGUGUCGUCCAGGGUAGGGGAGGGAAUGGCCGGCAGGGAUGUAGCUCAGUUGGUAGAGCAUGGCGUUUGCAACGCCAGGGUUGUGGGUUCGAUUCCCACGGGGGGCCAGUAUGAAGAAAAAAUUUUUUUUAUGUAUGCACUCACUAACUGUAAGUCGCUCUGGAUAGGAGCGUCUGCUAAAUGACUAAAAUGUAAUGCAUACUUUUAAAUGAUAUGUGAAAUAAAUAAAUAUACAGUAUAUAUAAAUAUAUAAACGCAACAUGUAAAGUGUUGGUCCAAUGUUUCAUGAGCUGAAAUAAAAGAUCCCAGAAUUUUUCCAUACGCACAAAACACUUUCUCUCAUUUGGUGCACAAAUUUGUUUACAUCCCUGUUAGUGAGCAUUUCUCCUUUGCCAAGAGAAUCCAUCCACCUGACAGGUGUGGCAUAUCAAGAAGCUGAUUAAACGGCAUGAUCAUCACACAGGUGCACCUUGUGCUGGGGACAAUAAAAGGCCACUCAAAUGUGCAGUUUUGUCACACAACACAAUGUCACAGAUGUCUCAAGUUUUGAGGGAGUGUGCAAUUGGCAUGGUGACCGCAGGAAUGUCCACCAGAGCUGUUGGCCAAGAAUUGAAUGUUCAUUUCUCUACCAUAAGCUGCCUCCAAUAUCGUUUUUGAGAAUUUAGCAGUACGUCCAACCAGCCUCACAACCGCAGGCCACGUGUAUGGCGUCGUGUGCACAGCGAUACGAGGCCCUUUUUUUUUUUUUAAGGUAUCUGACCAACAGAUGCAUAUCUGUAUUCCCAGUAAUGUGAAAUCCAUAGAUUAGUGACUAAUUAAUUUAUUUCAAUUUACUGAUUUCCUUAUAUGAACCUUAACUCAGUAAAAUCUUUGAAAUUGUUGCAUUUAUAUUUUUGUUCAGUAUACAGUGAGCUCCAGAAGUAUAGGGACAGUGACACAUUUUUUGUUGUUUUGCUCUACUCCAGCACUUUUGGAUUUCAAAUGAUAAAAUGACUGAGGUUAAAUGGCAGACUGUCAGCUUUAAUUUGAGGGUAUUUAAAUCCAUAUUGGGUGACCCUUUAGAAAUGAGAGCACUUUUUUUUUUUUUUUUACAUAGUCCACCCAUUUUAGGGGACCAAAAGUAUUGGGACAAAUUCACUUAUGUGUAUUAAAGUAGUCAAAAGUUUAGUAUUUAGAAUAUGUCUCUAAACACUUCUACAUUAAUGCUACCAUGAUUAUGGAUAGUCCUGAAUGAAUCGUGAAUAAUGAUGAGUGAGAAAGUUACAGACUAAAGUUUUACCUGAUAUGGAUGUAAAUACCCUCAAAUUAAAGCUAACAGUCUGCACUUGAACCUCAUUGGCAUUGUAUCAUUUCAAAAGUGCUGGAGUACAGAGGCAAAACAACAAAAAAUGUCACUAUCCCAAUACUUUCGUAGCUCACUGUAUGCGUAUAUAUAAAAAUUAUACUUUAAGGAAAAUGUGUGUGUAUGUAUACAGUAUAUACCUUCAUACAUACUGUGGUAAACCUUGGGGUGUUGGGUUUGAGCGCACAGAGAUGGAGACAGGGAGGUUCUAGUCAGAAAACACGCCUUUACUGGGCAACAUAAAAUAAACGAAACAACAAAAUAACUUAGGGUUGGCUCGGUCCAUAUUCUGGGCUGCCGCCUCGUAUUCAGUUCCGUGCCCCGGGAGCUUCGUUCCCGUCUGUAGGCUCACUCCCUGCCUCACAUUUCUUCUCUCCCGCGGUGUGCCACGGUGCUCCAUUUAUGUCGCCUGCACUGCUGGUUGGCACUCUCCCCUAAUUGCUCCUAAAACCUGCUCCAGAGCGCUCAAGGACCUCAGACUCGGGCAAAGGAUCACCUUCCAACAGGACAAUGACCCUAAUCACACAGACAAGACAACGCAGGAGUGGCUUUGGGACAAGUCUCUGAAUGUCCUUGAGUGGCCCAGCCAGAGGCCGGACUUGAACCCGAUCGAACAUCUCUGGAGAGACCUGAAAAUAGCUGUGCAGCAUCGCGCCCCAUCCAACCUGACGGAGCUUGAGAGGAUCUGCAGAGAGGAAUGGGAACCCCCCCCCCCCCCCCCAAGCUUGUAGUGUCAUACCCAAGAAGACGUGCUUCAACAAAGUACUGAGUAAAGGGUCUGAAUACUUAUGUAAAUUUCAUAUUUCCGUUUUUUUUUUAAUGUCUAAAAACCUGUUUUAGCUUUGUCAUUAUGGGGUAUUGUGUGUAGAUUGAGGGAAAACAAAUAUUUAAUCCAUUUUAAAAUAAAACGUAACAAUGUGGAAAAAGUCAAGGGGUCUGAAUACUUUCCAAAUGCACACAUUUUCCUUAAAGUAUCAUUUUUAGAGAACUAAUGUUACUCUGUCUCCACUAAAACAACAACAACAACAUUAUUACAUGUAAUUUUGUCCUUUUUAAUACAUUUAAUUGAAGAAUUCCAUUAAUUCCUAUGGAGGACUGCUCCUACUGGGGAGUGCCAAUAUGGCUGACCGGUGGCUUCAAAGCCUCAUAAUGGCCAGCAAUCCAGGGUUUAUAUACACUGAGUAUACAAAACAUUAAGAACACAUGCUCUUUCCAUGACGGACUGACCAGGUGAAUCCAGGUGAAAGCUAUGAUCCCUUAUUGAUGUCACUUGUUAAAUCCACUACAGUCAGUGUAGUGGCUGGGAAGAGGUUAAAGAAGGAUUUUCAAGCCUUGACACAAUUGAUAAAUUGAUGGUGUAUGUGUGCCAUUCAGAGGGUGAAUGGGCAAGACAAAUAGUGCAAUCAAUAUUAGGAAGGUGUACCUAAUGUUUGGUAUUCUGAGUGUACAUCAUUGUUCCUUUGCUACCAUCUGUGACUCAGAAGAUCUGUAUUGAAAUCAUUACACAUUCAACAAUUGCAUGGGUAGAAUCGUGCAUCCCUUAUUGUGUGGUGUUUGGGGUUGUGUGUGAGCUCCAGUUGACUAACCUCUCCCCUCCAUUGCAGCAUCAGGCCAUGCGGAGGCACAGUGCAGCCUGGGCCGAGUCUCUGAGGUACAGGAGGCCUGAAUUCGAGGGCAUGGGAGGCCUCCGCCGGGUCACUCUCAACUGCAACACCCUGGUGGGAGACAGAGGGGCGGCCGCCCUCUCACAGGAACUGGCUGAGGACCUCUGGGUCAAAGGUCAGAGGACACGUUCAGUCUCUCAUUGACCCUCUUAAGUCCGUUUUUCAGGACCUUUCCUUGAGCUUGAAUCCAGGGUCGUGUUCAUUAGGGAACACCAUAUCAAAACUUAUUUGUAAUGGGUGGUAUUGACUGUAGUUUUGCAUUGUUUUCCUAGCCGUGGAUCUGCAGAAGUGUGGUUUAUCCAACGAUGGGACACGGUCUCUGCUGGAGGCUCUAAAGUCCAACACCACUCUCUGUGUCCUGGAUAUCAGGAGGAACCCCUUAGUGGGUAAGUUCCAACUUCCACUGCUCUGAGUGGAUGGGAUUGUUUUACUCACGGCACCUGUCAAAAGGGUAUAUUUUGGAAGUAGACAUAUCAGAAUGAUCAUAUCUACUCGGUUGCUGUUUUUUCCUUUGAGAGUUUGUUAUAGGCUUAACACGAGUGGUUCUUACUCCUCUCCUCCUCGCACAGACAAUGACCUGGUGAAGUCCGUGAUCAAAAGAGUUCUCAUGAAUGCUAAUGGUCAAUCCUCUCAGGUAUGGAUAUGUCUGCUCCUGGCCUAUCUGGCUAUUAAAGGAAACAUUGGGAGCUGUGUGUCCAUGAUUAACGCAAAGUGGUACAAUACAUACUGCAUUAUACAUGUGUGAAGAUGUGUGUGAGUAUCUAGUGUCUCAGGGUUGAUGAUGGUAGUUUCUCAGUAGUAUGUGCUCCAUGUUUUAUGUUGUAGUACUCCUGGAUCAAGCCCCCGGCCCUCAAAGACUCACAGAAACCUCCAAGCCUUAAGAGAAGAAUACUGGGAAAUACAGCUAGAGGAAAAGCAACAUUUAGGAUAGGUACAUUUGAUCAUCUACUCUCUCUUAAACUGUAAAUCUAAUAAAUAAGACACUGUUCAUGGAUGCCAUGUCAGUCAACGUGAACAGAUGCCGUUGAGCUGCAUUCAGUAUGCUGUAUGUGAUUCCAAGGCAUUCUCUCUUUGACCUUUGCGAAGAAGUGCCCACAGUCGUGUUCAUUAUAGGCACCAAACGGAAGACAAUGGACUGCAACACGGAGGGCCCACCUAGACUUGUCCAAUAAGAAACAUUCAUUUUGUUUCUGGUUGCGUGCCAUAAUGAACACAACCCAGGUCACUGUUAACUCUCCCUUAGCCAUCAGGCUCUCUCAAUACUAAGCCUCCAAACACACAGUCACCCUGUGGUCCUAUACACUAUGACAGUGGAUAUGUCACAAAUGGCUAAAUGUAACUAGAGCCACCACAUCCUUUCUGGAGCCAGGAAGUAGCAUUACGGUUACCUGGUAUCUAAAAGUCUAAUAGCGGUAGCUAACCAACAGUAAAUACAUGUAACUAACUCUGGCUAACUGUGGAAUUAAACAAUUAACUUAUUUAUAGUUAGUUCCCUAUGGCAUCCUCUCUCUUUGCUUGCUACCAGUGUAUGUAAUGUUUUCAGUUUGACGUGUGUGACGUAUCCACUUUCAUAUCGUGUUGUGAUUAACCUUCCCUAUGUAAUUGCCCUACUAGUGGACCCUGUGAUGUUCUGUUCUAUUAAUAAUCACAUUCUUUCAACUGCCGACCUCAUUUCAUUUCCUGCUGGUGUUGACCACAUAUGGUCCUGCCCAGGUCCUCGCAGGUUGUCGUCGGCCAGUAGGCGGAGUCCAGUUGUUGCCCAGCAGCCACACCCCAGCCUCAGCAGGUGUAUCCCAUGGCGCACUGCAGAACGUGCUGGACGACAGAGGUAAGGGCAGUCGUCGAGGAGAACGACUACAGGAAUCUUCCUCCUACAAGAUGAAACACCUUUAUUUAUCUUAAUUUCAAUAUUAAAGACUAAAAUCAACUUCCAUUGUCCUUCAUGAGUGGAUGAAUAUCCUCUUCUUUUCAUGUCCUAUCUUGACAGAGGACUUCCUCCAGGUAAUACAGUGGCAGAGCAGAGCUUUGAGGUAAGCAAUCUAUUUGUCUAACACACUGUUAAACUAAUUCUGACACUUUCUGGCCACAUGUAAUCCCUAUGUGUCUGACCUGUGUUGUGGUCAUAUGUUCAUGUCCAAUGGUCCCCUAGAUAGAUCUGUUGAUGUCAAAUAUAUGGUCUUCAUCAGGGGGCUGCCACUGUCAAGGUCACAAUGGAGACUGAGUCAGAGGAGGAGGGAGAGGAGGAAGCGGUUGAGACAAAAAGCCCGUCGGCACUUAGCCUUCAUGAAAGGAUCACUGUCAGACAGUACAGACGUGUACAGGUAAAGCCUAUAUGGUAGCAGACACAGUGCACAUACUGUACUUAGAGGGGCGUUUUGAAAAGGGAUUACUUCCAACUGCGGUGCAUCCUGAUUGACAAGCCUCACAAACACCAGGCAUGUUUGCUCUCCCACUGACUGACAGGGAGACACUGUUGUUUUGGUUUGACAGUGAUGGAGUGCAGUUCCCCUGUUUUUCCUACAGGUGGAGCUGGAGGAGUGUCGGCUCAGACUAGCAGAGGAAAGGAGGGCCAGAGUGAAAGCAGACACUUGUCUCAUGGAGGUACGGACUGUCAUCCCAACCUUUGUACUAGUAAGACUAAGAUGCAGAGUAUACAAUAUUCUACAGUUUUUGUGAGAAGAUGGUAUGAUUUACAUACAUGUACAGUACCCGUCAAAAGUUUGGACACCUACUCAUUCAAGGGUUUUUCUUUAUUUUUAAAAAUGUUCUACAUUGUAGAAUAGUAGUGAAGACUUCAAAACUAUUAAAUAACACAUGGAAUCAUAAUCCAAAAAAGAUUAUUCAAAGUAGCCACCCUUUGCCUUGGUGACAGCUUUGCACACACUUGGCAUGUAAGUCGCUUUGGAUAAAAGCGUCUGCUAAAUGGCAUAUUAUAUUAUAUUCUCUCAACCAGCUUCAUGAGGUAGUCACCUGGAAUGCACUUGGCAUGUUAAAAGUUAAUUUGUGUAAUUUAUUUCCUUCUUAAUGCGUUUGAGCCAAUCAGUUGUGUUGUGACAAGGUAGGGGUGGUAUACAGAAGAUAGCCCUAUUUGGUAAAAGACCAAGUCCAUAUUAUGGCAAGAACAGCUCAAAUAAGCAAAGAGAAAUGACAGUCCAUCAUUACUUUAAGACAUGAAGGUCAGUCAAUACGGAACAUUUCAAGACCUUUAAAAGUUUAUUCAAGUGCAGUUGCAAAAACCAUCAAGCGCUAUGAUGAAACUGGCUCUCAUGAGGACUGCCACAGGAAAGGAAGACCCAGAGUUACAUCUGCUGCAGAGGAUAAAUUCCUUAGUGUUACAAGCCUCAGAAAUUGCAGCCCAAAAAUGCUUCAGAGUUCAAGUAACAGACAUCUCAACAUCAACUGUUCAGAGGAGACUGCGUGAAUCAGGUCGAAUUGCUGCAAAGAAACCACUACUAAAGGACACCAAUAAUAAGAAGAGACUUGUUUGGGCCAAGAAACAUGAGCAAUGGACAUUAGACUGGUGGAAAUCGUUAUGCAUGCUCAAGUUCUGUUUUUUUUGUCUUAUUUCUUGUUUGUUUCACACAAAAAAAUAUUUUGUUCCACACAUUUAUGUUGUGGAAAUCAAAUGAUAUAAACCCCCCAUUUAAAAAAAAAAAAAAAUUUAAUCCCAGGUUGUAAGGCAACAAAAUAGGAAAAAUGCCAAAGGGGGCGAAUACUUUCGCAAGCCACUGUAUGGAUAGCCAGGGGCUAUCUCCAACACUCAGACAUAAUUUACUAAUAAAGCAUUUGUGUUUAGUGAGUCCGCCAGAACAGAGGCAGUAGGGAUGACCAGGGAUGUUCUCUUGAUAAGUGUGUAAAUUUGACAAUUUUCCCAUCCUGCUAAGCAUUCAAAAUGUAAUGUGUACUUUUGGGUGUCAGGGAAAAUGUAUGAGUAAAAAGUACAAUAUUUUCUUUAGGAAUGUAGUGAAGUAAAAGUUUUUACUUAAGUACUUUACACCAUUGAGAAAAACCCUGGAAUGAGUAGGUGUGUCCAAACGUUUGACUGGUACUGUAUGUAACCUAUGCCCCUUCUUUUUUUAUUCUCAUCGUGUGGGUGUGUGUUAAUUGUCGAUCAACUGCUCUGUCUGUUCAGUAUGAGUUGGAGAACGCUCGGCUGCGCAGUAUCAACUUCUCCCUGUCGGAGGCACUGCAUGCUCCUGCUACUGGCCCCUCCUGUGUUCUGGAGGACGACGCGGUUCUGGACAGCAUCGAGAGCUCCUUCAGCAAGUUCCAUGCCUUCCUGGACCUGCUCAAGGAUGCUGGGUAAGCCUUGUGACUGGCUAAUUAUUUUAUUGGCGGGUUCUCUAAGUUCCUCAGUAAAUAAAUAAAUAGACAGUUUCUCCUCAAAUGUGUGGAGUUUCACCUCAAUGGGACAAAUAUUGAGGCUUACUUCUAGACUAGAGGGUUUAGAUGUGAGGGGAUGUUACUUGUAGUGUAAUGAUUAUCCUCCUUCUCCAGUGUAUAUCCUGUGUAUUCUAACACAUACUCUAUGCUCUGCUAUGUCUCUCAGACUGGGCCAGUUGGCCUCCAUGGCAGGGAUUGACCAGUCCGACUUUGGCCCACUCGGGCGACCCCAGCUGUCCUCCACUGUUGGACGGCCUCUUGUCGGGUCAGGGGACCAGGACACGAGAGAGAAGGUUGAUGUGGCGCCCUCUGUAAAUACAGUCUCAGUGCAGUCUGGGUGUGGGUGGUGUACAGUAUGUAUGAACUAAGAUUGUCGUUAAGGGUGGGGUUUCUUUGGUAGAUAUUCAAGUGUUAAGCAGUGUCGAUUCUGAGUCUGUCGGUGGUGAAUAUCUGUCAGUAGCUUGGGUCCUAUUCAGUCUCAUUCUCUGGGUUGUCUUUCCAGGGAGGCGACAGCUCCAGUGCUCCAUCAGAGGGCCAGCCCAACGGAUGCACCCCCGGAGCUCCAGCCACUCUCAGAGGGUUCUCGCCAGAGGGUGAUCUACAGGAAGUGCCCCCUGUCCCUGCUAGUGAAUUUGCCAGUGAGCCCUGUGUGGAGAAGCCUGGUGGAGAGAAUCAGCAGAGGGUUCCCUCUCCCUCACAACCGGAGGGGCGACUGGUGUCAGGGUCUGAGCACAGUAUCCAUAGCAACGGCUCCCAUGGCAAUGACUCGUAUGCCGAAGGCUCCCAUAGCAAUGACUCUCAGGGUAGCGGUUCCUAUGGCAAAGGUUCCCGCGGUCGUAAUGUCUCUCACCACAGUAAUGGCAAUGGCUCCAAGCAUAGCAACGGCUCCAAUCAUAGCCAUGGCUCACAUGGUUACAGUUUUAACUACAGCAACUGCUCCCAUGCCUACAGCUCCAUCCACAGCGACGGCUUCCAUAGUAACGGCUGGCAUGUUGACGGCUCUGUAAGGUCUAGUCUGAGUGACAGGAGUGACCGUGUGGAAUCUGUUGGGUCAUUCGGGUUGAAGGCUUCUGGAGGGGGCAGGGUAGGGUCAGGAGCUCAGAAGUGAAACUAUAUUCAGAGUUUGCGAUGCUGGAACAGAUCCGCUCUCUGGGGAGCCUGGGUGGCGAGUCUGAUGAUGGGUUCUGAAUCCACAACUCUGCCACUUGAGUGUUUCUUUUUUAUAUUUUCAUUUUAUAUCUGUGUUUACCUUUCUUGUGGCAUUGGUGCCAAAUCGGAGCACUAUAAAAAGGUUAUUGUGCUAAUGAUGCCUAAUUCUUGUGUGGCCAAAUCUGAAAUGUGAUUUUAGUCUUUUGUGGCUUUUUAGUUUUUUUUUUUUUAACUGUGA